Erpetoichthys calabaricus (reedfish) is the source of this 1291-nucleotide messenger RNA. RefSeq lists its product as uncharacterized. The record is from RefSeq and is a predicted model, not a curated record. The coding region runs from base 108 to 1211 and encodes 367 amino acids. Gene Ontology annotation, molecular function: zinc ion binding. The transcript has 5 exons. Lineage: Eukaryota; Metazoa; Chordata; Cladistia; Polypteriformes; Polypteridae.
CUCUGCCAACGGAAUACUUCAUUUCACACUUCUCUAACUAAGAGGACCUGAAGACUGUCUGUGUGGUGAAGAAGGAACUGCCAAGAAGUAAAGCAGGAGCUGAACAGAUGGGGGUGACACUGAGUAACAUCAAGAAGAGACUGGAGGAGGAAGGGGUGAAGAUCAGGAGGGCAUUCAAGAUGCAGACGGCAAUGGCCGAAGCCGAACUAUUUACAUAUCAUGAUGAGAAUUCCUGCUCGGUGUGUCUGGACCCCCUGACUGACCCCGUGUCACUGCAUUGUGGUCACAAUUUCUGUCUGAAGUGCCUCACCAACCUCUGGGAUCAAAGCCAAGUGUGCAGCUGUCCUGAGUGUGGAGAGUCCUUCCCAACGAGGCCUGUACUGCACAUAAACACAGUGCUGAAUGACACCAUCAAGAAAUUAAAGAUGAUGGCCAUCGGUCCUCCUCCAUCUCAAAAUUAUGCCGGCCCUGGAGAUGUGGAGUGUCACGUCUGUCCCAUGAAGAAGUUCAAAGCAGUGAAGUCCUGUCUGACCUGUAUGGCGUCCUUCUGUCAGAUUCACCUCAAGCCUCACUUUGAAAGAGAAGCCUUUAAAGACCAUAAGCUGAGUGAUCCAGAUGGAAAUCUUCAGGAGAAGCUCUGUGUGAUACAUCAGAAAUAUUUGGAAAUAUUUUGUAAAACAGACGAGAUGUGUAUCUGCGUGAUGUGUGUGAUGACCAGACACAACGGUCAUGAAGUGGUCGAGCUGAAGACAAAAAGAGAAGAAAAAAAACAGGAUGAGUUCACCUGCUCGCUGUGUCUGGAGAUCCUGAGUGACCCCGUCUUGAUCCCCUGUGGUCACAAUUUCUGUCUGAAGUGCCUCCCUGACUACUGGGAACAAAACCAAGAGUUCAGCUGUCCUCAGUGCAGAGAGAUCUUCACCACGAGGCCUGAACUGCACAUUAACACUGAGCUGAAUGAAGACAUCAAGAAAAUAAAGAUGGCGAUAUUCAGUCCUCUUCCAUCUCAGAAUUAUGCCGGCUCUGGAGACAGAGCAGAAGAGUCCUAUCUGAUGUGUGCGGUCUCCUACUGUCAGACUCCCCUGAAGCCACACUUUGAAGCCGGAGCCUCAAAGGACGACACGCUGACUGAUCCAGUUAGAAAUCUGAAGGAGAAGUUCUGUGAAGAGCAUCAGGAGAGUCUGAAGAUGUUUUGCAAAACUGCCGAGUUGUAAAGAUGUGAAGGAUGUCACUUCCCACGUUAAAGGAAGGCAAUCUCCUAAGGAAGAACAUCCUACUCUGUGCUUUCUUCUGU